Messenger RNA from Diaporthe batatas, 4536 nucleotides. RefSeq lists its product as uncharacterized. Bases 592 to 4407 code for a protein of 1271 amino acids. The record is from RefSeq and is a predicted model, not a curated record. The transcript has 6 exons. NCBI's taxonomy places the organism in Eukaryota, Fungi, Ascomycota, Sordariomycetes, Diaporthales, Diaporthaceae.
CAGCCGUCCUGCUAGUCAAGGUCAUCCCUUCCUCUCUGAGCCGAGCAAGCUCAUCAAUUGUCACCUGGUUCAUGCGAGAGAAAAGAAAGGCGUCAUGACCGGAGGGGGUGGUCAGGCUCUUAUUUGGUGGACACUACCGCUGGACUCGCCCCUGCACGUGUUGCCAAUGACGACAGCCCAAGAACUACAGCAAAGGCUCAAGUGGGCGAGGGCUCACUUCAAGCCUCAUGCUAUCGGCAACCUAGAUGCCCUUCCCUUUUGUAUCAUAUGGCUUCUCCUUCGCCCCCUGCCACCCUUCCUUUUGCCCACAUUUUUACAAUCCGCAGAUAAACAGGCCGCUACGGCCUAGUUCAUUAAAUCAAUGUACAAGUCCAGAGAGUUCACUCUCCAUUUCGCUAUCAUCAAAUCCGGCCCUUGUACAAUACCACGCCUUACGUCUGACCCUGACUCGCCUCGAGAUUGUCCGGCUCUCGUGUUGCCUUGUUGGAAUACUUGUCUAGGUCUUCCAGAUCAGUCUUAGGUGAACCCAAGGCCCUAUUUCUAAUUACAUAGAAUCUCCGAGUCUGCUGAUUUCCCGGGUCCAGUCGAUCAAUGCACACCUUCUCACCCACCUCAACCCAAUAUGAGGUUGAGAGCUGGAUAUUCCCCUGUCCCGGUGUCAGGCCGGUGCAGGAUGCCAGAUGUUCGGGUCCCAGGAAGGACAGUCACAGGCACUCCCUGCUCCCUGUGAUUCCACACGCUCGGCCUUCUGGUGAAAGAGAAGAGAGGGUAAGGCUGAAGAAGGGACACCGGAGGUGGCAUUCCAACGAGCACGACAUCGCCUACAAUGAUCUAAACAGGAGAAAGGAGGUCACGGCUAACGAACGGAGCCUGGAGACAGGCAGGCUGAAAACCACGGUGGAGAGGUGGGAGCCUUCUGACCAGUCACGACAUUAUGAGUAUAUGCAUGAUAUACCCUCGCAGACUGUGAGCAGGAGCGGGAGUAGAAGUGGAGAGACUUGUGUCAGAUCAAGUGAAUUGCUCAGUGCUGUUUCCUCCUCACAUCAACCAUAUAAACAACCUGGGAUGCGAACACAAUCAACACGGUCAACCCCGCUGCCUCUGGCCGGACAUGGCUUGCCUGCCACUCAGAUCCAGUUGCUGCACCCACCAACCUAUCCCCAGCAAAAGUCCACAACAGCCCAUGGGUCUGACGCAGCACGAUCGAAAGGGUUAUCGAGGUCACUUGCUUGCAAGUCCCAAGCCAUGGAGGCCGAGUCUGAGCCAUCCAGAGUCGCUGACCUGCCUGUCUGCCAGGACAGGAGCCCUGCUCGUGCAGACACUCUGAAAGGCUGCAGGGAGGAUGCCCCUUGCCAGCAAGAUAUGGCCGAGCACGAGGACCAACAAGAACUGAAUCCGGUCUUUCUAGGCUCUCUCGACUACCACAGCUUCCUACAUACUCCUUCUGAAGCAAAUGAUACUUGUUUCCCGAAAAAGCCUCCCCUUCCGGGCACAACCAUUGCCCUUGAUGCCCACAAAUUCAUCAAGGUUGGAGCUGCUUCUCACGCCUGCAAUGCUCCCAGGAUUUCGCUCAACGACAGACCAGCCAAUGCGCCCCCAGUCUCGAGCCCUUCCCACCAAGUCACACAGUCUUUGUCCCGCCAGCCUUUCCCAGAGAUCAGAGAGCCUGUCUCUACUAUCUGUGGGCUUCGGGAGGAGGCCCUUCUCAGAUCCGGUCGAUCUGAAGCACUCAAGGAACCACCCAGGCCUGAACUGUCUGUUUCGACAAAUUUUCCUGCAUGUCUGACCUUCUCGACCAUCAGCUCUUCAUCCUCACUUACAACUACACCUCUGCUUCGUGAGAGAACUUCUCAAUGCAUCCUUUCGAGCCCUCAUAGUACCCUUUCCUCGCAACAGGUAGACCCAGAGAGGCUUCAGCCCUUCAUCGGCCCUCUGCUUCCACAACAACCACCACCAAAUCAGCCCCUCCCUCAGCUUCCCUUGCCUUCGCCAGCCAAGAGACUUGAUCCCUGCAGGAUACCGUUUGUCAAUAUGGCAGGUCAGGUAGAUGGAAGCAAGCGGGAGAAACGGCAAGGAGACACGAGAAGGAGUUUGGAGCAGACAGAAGAGGAGCUCGUCAAUCAGAGGAAGGGUAGAGGUCUGCGAAAAAAGAUUUCAAGGUUCUUCUCGAGCGACCCCCCCGGACCACCAGCAGAUGCCACAGCCCCCACAACCUUCCAGCCCCUGUCGCUUGCAACAUCACGGGAUUCUGAGCGCCUCUCCUUGUCAGAAAUAUUCGAUGACGUCUACUGCGCCGCUCGAGACUCGCUCAAGCCCGGUCGGGUCUCUCAGAGCUCACGAAAUUCAGGCCGCACCUCCUCCCAGAACACCCGUGGUUCCGUUCCUACCCCACCGGGAGACGUGUUAUUCCCAACGCGGCCAGAUGCACAGGAUUCCAAGGCGGCUUCCACGAUGGUACCCAACUCCCCAUACAAGGUCGGGCUUCCUCUGAUGGACCAUCCAGCCGUUAAGGACGACUUGGAGAGAUUGCAGGUGACUGGAAACAACUUUGAGCGCACAUCUACCCCUCGCGCCACUAACCAUCCCUUCGAUGUUCCCGGGCCGCCGCUCAGCCCUCGCCGCCCAGCCCAGACAGACAGUAGCGCAUCAUCCUGUGUUGCCGGACCAGCCUCAACCGUAAGCAGGGCAAUACUUGGGGCAGGAGAAUCUCAUGUCACCGUCACUACAGAGACAUACCAGGACGAUGGCCCCCUUCCAGCUUUCGAUCGCACUGUCGACCUUACAUGGUACAGGACCGCAAGGGAGCAGAGAGGAACGAUCAUUUGUUCCAUUCCCAGACCGUCUGGCAGAUUCGAGCAAACGUUGAACCUGUUCCUUGCACAGUUUACCAAGGGGCGUCCUUUCAGAAAGUAUGAUGGAACCAAGAGGUUUCCAUACUUCAAUCUGCCAAGCAAUAUUCGGUUUGAGGUCGUACGGUACCUUUUCGCUGAUACCGACGCCGCCAGGCCAAUAUUGCUGAACAGUGAACGCCAGGCGUGCCCAGCUUGGCCAGCUGACACCUUCGUCAGUCUGAAAUCUGUCUUGAAACCCCUGCGGGCAACCAUGUGGGCCUGCCCGCGUCUCCGAGCAGAGGUAAUGGUCGUCUUGCUGUUGACCCGAAAGUUUCACGUCAUCUUUAGCCCCUUCGUGAGAGAGUGCACGCAGCCUUUGCCCACCACGUGGCUCUUCCGCUACCUGCGCCUGAUGCAGGAUGUGAGCCUGGAGAUAGACAUGACGAAGCUCGGAUUCGGACACAGAUGGGAGUCAGCCUUGAUGGAUCCAAACUUGAGAAAUAUCCGUGAGCUGGUUCGCAAGUUUACGGCCGAGAUUCUCACCCGCAGUCCGGCCAACUCGAUGGGUUCAUUCACUAUCCACUGCCGUCGGUAUUUCGGCUACCGCCAGGAACCAAACACUUGCCAGGGCCGGCACGGCACCCAUGGCUACUUGCCUGUUGGUGGAGAGGACGACGAGCGUCAACCACAUAACUAUGAGCAAAAAUCCCCAAGCCUGCCUCCCUCGGCGGAAAAACCAUACUCUGGUCACCUCCGCCACCACCUCGAUGGGGCUCAUCGUGUGCCCUACGUCACGGAGGAUCAGCUUGAGGUUGCCAGCCAGUUGAGGACACUCACAGGGCGGUUUGAAUCUAUCCGCAUGGUAGGCUUCAGCGAGAAAUGGACAUAUGCGACUCACUUGGCCAUGUGGCCUGAGGCAGAGCGGAACGCCGUCUCGGACGCCGUCAAGCACUGUCACGUUUACCGCCAAACUCCCUCUCCCUACUCGUUUGCCGCUCCGGGGCACGCAGUCUUUCUUGACUAUGGGUUUGCACACGGAGUGCACCGCUACCCCCCCUUGCCAGAUUCCGAACCUAUGGUUUGUGUAGACUUUGACCGCCUGAAUGGCCUCUUCGUGGAGUUGGGCUCGGGCAAUGUGGUUUCUGUCACCAGAAACGGAACCGAGUUCCAUGGCCGUUCCCCAGACCCACCAACUCCCGGAAACUUUGCUUCGCACGCUUUUCGCGAAUGCCUUCUGUUCGUACCGCCCGCUUCACUUCCGAGGUCUCGCUGCAUGGCUAGUCCAAAGAGAGUGAUGCAUACAGGCACCCCAGUGAAGGCAGCCGCAGUUCUCGGCCUCCCAGGUACCUUAAUGACAAGCAGCGAGUUUGAGCACUGCGAUACAUCAACCAAGCCACGACCGAGCCGUGCCGAAAGUAAAAGCAACGCAACGAAUCUUCCUGCCCGUGGUACCCGCCUUGGCGAGGUCGCCGAUCAAAAGAGUCGAUCUGGCUCCAUUCCAGGCGCCAUAAAGCCGGGUGAGCUACACAUAAAGAGAUCUUUCCACUUUCUGGGGAAAAAACACUGGCUGGAUUGAUUCAGGCUCCAGUAACCGUCAACUUCGAGCUGUGUCAUAAUAAGAAUUAUGUUCCACUCUGUGAGGGUACAUCAGUUAGGCAAGAGGAUACUUCCUUAGUUUAUAAUUAUAAAUUUAUAUUUUAACUUA